Messenger RNA from Argentina anserina (silverweed cinquefoil), 730 nucleotides. RefSeq lists its product as uncharacterized. The transcript has a single exon. NCBI's taxonomy places the organism in Eukaryota, Viridiplantae, Streptophyta, Magnoliopsida, Rosales, Rosaceae. The record is from RefSeq and is a predicted model, not a curated record. Bases 237 to 605 code for a protein of 122 amino acids.
CACAUCCUAAAUUCCCAACCAUAUCCAAUGAGAAAAGAUAAUCCCAACCAUAACAGCUCUUCGACUACAUAUAUCAGACACCUUGCAAACCUUGUUUAAGCAACGACUAAUAGGAAACCAAGCAACUUUCUGCGCGCUACAUCAUUACUAUCAAACCCCAACUAGGAAAAAAGAACACAACCUUUCUUGAUUCUCUGAGAAAUAUUGGAUCAAAAGAAGGACGAAAGACCGGGAACAUGGAGAUUGAGUUGGUCAAGUGCGAGUGUUGUGGACUAAAAGAGGACUGCACACAAGACUACAUCACACAAGUGAAGGCGAAAUUCGACGACAAAUGGCUCUGUGGGUUGUGCUCGGAAGCUGUAAGAGACGAGGUUAGCAAAGGCAAGAAGCCAUUCGGCAUGGAAGAAGCUGUGAGAGCUCACAUGUCGUUCUGCGGUAAAUUCAAGUCCAACCCUGCUGUUCAUGUUGCAGAUGGGAUGAGGCAGAUGCUUAGAAGAAGGUCAGACAUGUCCUCAUCAUCGUCAUCUUCGUCUUCAACGAAGAAGUAUACGAGAUCAUCAAGCACAUCCCAAGUGGGUGAUUCAUCCUCAUUCUCAUUGUACUAAUUCAAACUCGGCAGAGCAUGUUAGGUUUGUUGGUUGAAAUAAUAUAUUGAGGUAGUGCUUGUACAGGGGGUGUUUUACCUAAAUUAUGUUUGAUGCAAUGAUGUUCCUCUUCUUUUCUUGGCUAC